AUGCGAAAUCCCUUCCGACGUCGGAACAAGAAGGACAAGGCCGGCAGUGGCGGCCAGAGCUCUGACUUUAUCGUUCCUUUAGAGUUUCGCCCAGACGGUGCAGGAUGUCCACCGUUAUACCCCCCAACUCGAAACUCCGCAUAUCUGCUCGCUCAUCUGCCACCAAAGGUUCUUGAGCGCAUCUUCGCUUUCGUUUGCCCGCAUGCCCUCGACGAGAGUUAUGAUAAUUGCGAGAGCAGUGCCAGCACAAACGACAGCGGUUGUAUGCUAUGCGACCUGCGCGAUAUUGCUCAUUGCGUUCAGGUUUGUCGCGCUUGGCGUCCAAGCGCGGUCAAAGUCUUAUAUCACAGCGUUCGUAUCGAUCCAGUCCACUACUGUCGCCUCGAGGAAUGGCUUGCCGAAAGACGUAAAAAGACCUCCCGCUUCGACCGUAAUGGUGUCCCCGAGGAUCCUGCCCAAGCUCGUCUCCGUCUCCUCCGACGCACCGUUCGCGAUGACCCGACACGAAUUGGAAAGUUCGUACAGUUCUUGAAGCUUCCAUACAUGUUGCGCGAAUCUUCUCAAGUCGAGCUUGCACAGACCAUAGCCGUCCUUCCAAAUCUCAAAUAUGUCGAUCUGCCAGAGGGCAUGUUUUGCGACGAUCCUCACUAUACGACCCUCCGACUCGAAGUGCAAGCAAGAUGCCCCAACCUUCGAAAGAUGACCUACGUUGGUGGUUCCGAACACAGUCUGGCCAUGUUGGCCUCGGGACAAGUGUGGCCGAACCUCGAGGUGCUAGAGUUGAAUGACUUGAACGUCGAUCCUACGGUAAUUCGGGCAGUGCUUGGCAGCCUCAGCAAUUUACAGGCGCUCAAGGUCUCGAACACUCCGGGUCUCUCAGACGAGGUCCUCUCAUCAUCGGACGGAAUGGCUACGUUGCCCCCUAUUAAGGAGCUUGUGCUCAAGGAUACGCCUGGUGUGACGCUAAAGGGACUUAUUGAGUACCUUGCAUGGCAGGAGACUCAACAAGCUCUGAAAGUCCUUACGCUUAAGGAUACUGGCGUUCAUCCAGCAAGCUUGCAGGAAAUUCUCACUAUGGCUUCAUCGCUUAAGACAUUUGCCAUUCAGUCUAAAGUUGCAGAGCAGUUUCCAAGUUCAGCCAACUCCCGACCCUUGGCUUCGCGUUCUUUGGAAACUCUGAGAUUUGAGAUUUCCCCGGCUUCAUCCGGUCCAUUCGACAGCGUGACGAUGGGCUACUAUACCUACCUUGCAUCGUCUAUUCUCGGCGGUGGAUUCCCGAAGCUGAGGCAGCUUUACGUUCAUGAUGAGAGCUUUCCCGACCAACUUCAGGGGCUUCCACCCCCUAAUGCUGCAUUCGCUGGAGGUCACGCACGCUCUGGAUCUAACUCAUCCACGAAGUCGAACCCUGGUUUUGGUUUCCCGCCGUCUUCGAAGCUAUCACCACCAAAGCUCCCCGUGCCCAGACGUCCGAUAUCACAUAUUCAACCACCAAGCAAACGUUUCAGCUCGAACAAUCCUUUCGCUCCUCGUAUGCCUGCUUCAGCAGCUCCCACGCACACACUUGAGGUAUUUACGAAGAGCGAUGAAUUUGGCAAGUGGAACUUUGUGUCGGUAGAUCCAAUGUUCAAGUCUGCCUCGUCAGCAUCUCGGCGGCCGAUGAGCAGCUACGGGCUGGCGGCUGACGUAACGGGAUCUGGAUGGGAUCGAGGUGACGCGCGACGUAGUGUUAUGGUUGGCAAUGGAACUGGCGUCUUCUUGGCUGUCCCUGGCCAAGGGGCCGAUGAGAGUGCAUUUAAUGGGAGCUCCGAUCCAUGGCGACCUCUGAGCAGUGGAGGAUCACCACGGCGCAGUCGAGAACUGUGGUAA
Fusarium coffeatum is the source of this 1866-nucleotide messenger RNA. RefSeq lists its product as uncharacterized. NCBI's taxonomy places the organism in Eukaryota, Fungi, Ascomycota, Sordariomycetes, Hypocreales, Nectriaceae. The transcript has 2 exons. Bases 1 to 1866 code for a protein of 621 amino acids. The record is from RefSeq and is a predicted model, not a curated record.